UGAGAGCGCAGCUGCCGCAGUCCAGAGUUCAAACAGCCGCACUUCACUUUCUUUUCAGCGCAGAAAGCAGAUCAGACCUGAAACCCGCCACUUCUUCUUCUUCUUCUGCUACUUUUUCUACUUUUCCUUCUUCUUAUCUCCUCGCUGCGGUUCGGGUUUUGUUCCUCCGCAUUAUUUUGGUUUUAUUUUUGGCGCAGAUCAGCGAGCAUCGGGGCAGCGGCGCUCAGACAUGUUGCGGUUGUUCCUGCUCCUGCUGGCGGUGCCGGUGCAGACGGUUCGGUCCACCAAGGCCGUGUUCGAGCUGAAGGUCCAGACCUUCAGCAGCUCCCGCAGCAUCUGCGACCAGAACCGGGACUGCCGCAUCUUUUUCCGCAUGUGCCUCAAACAUUCGCAGAGCGUCAUCAGCCCGGAGCCGCCGUGCACUUACGGGAACGCGAGCAGCGCCGCGCUCCCCGCGGACCCCGGCUCCAUCUCCGGGAGCGCGCCCAUGAAGGUGAACGUCUCCUUCAAGUGGCCGGGCUCCUUCUCGCUGAUCCUGGAGGUUUGGACCUCAGACUGCUCAGGUGGAAAGUCCACAGGCGACUGCCCGCGGCUGCUGAGCCGGGCGUCCCGCCUCGGCAGCCAGGCGGUCGGGGAGGAGUGGUCGCAGCAGCUCCACCAGGGCAACCAGAGCGAGCUGAGCUUCUCCUACCGGGUGGUGUGCAUGGAGAAUUACCACGGCGACGACUGCUCCACCCUGUGCCGGCCGCGCAGCGACGACUUCGGCCAUUACCGCUGCGACGCCCAGGGCCGGCGCCGCUGCCUGGAGGGCUGGGAGGGCAACUACUGCACCGAGCCCAUCUGUGCAGGCGGCUGCGGCGGGCACCGCGGCGUGUGCGAGGCGCCCGGACGCUGCCGGUGUAACGUGGGCUGGGAGGGGCAGCGCUGCGACAGCUGCAAGCGGCAUCCCGGCUGCCUGCACGGCACCUGCCAGCUGCCCUGGGAGUGCAGCUGCAAUGAGGGCUGGGGAGGCCUGUACUGCAACCAAGACCUCAACUACUGCACCAACCACCGGCCGUGCCAGAACCAAGCGUCCUGCACCAACACCGGCGAAGGCAGCUACACCUGCAGCUGCCGACCCGGCUUCUCCGGCGUCGACUGCGAGAUCAAGACCAAUGAGUGUGACAGCACCCCCUGCAGGAACGGAGGAAGCUGCACAGAUCUGUUGGACGGGUAUUCCUGCGCGUGUCCUCAGGGUUUCUACGGAAGGGACUGUGAGAUCAGUGCCAUGCGGUGCGCAGACGGGCCGUGCUUCAACGGGGGAACCUGCCUGGAGGCCGUUGGCGGCGGCUACAGCUGCCGCUGCCCGGACGGCUUCACCGGCUCCAACUGCGAGAAGCGGCUGGACCAAUGCAGCAGCGGGCCCUGCGCUAACGGUGCGCGGUGUCUGGACCUCGGUAGCCGGGUCGUGUGCCAGUGUCGCUCGGGCUUCACCGGGACUCUCUGUGAGACCAACAUCGACGACUGUGCCGGCAACCCCUGCCGCAACGCCGGCACCUGCCUGGAUGGCAUCAAUGACUUCAGCUGCUCUUGCACCCUGGGCUUCUCUGGCAAGGACUGCUCGGCGCGCACCAGUCCCUGCGACUUCUUCCCCUGCAGCAACGGGGGAAGGUGUUACACCCACUUCUCCGGCCCCGUGUGCCAGUGUCCGCCGGGCUUCAUGGGCGCUCGCUGUGAGUACUCCUUCAGCAUUCCCUCCCCAAGACCUCCAGAUGGCGGCGACGCCUCUCCGGCGCUGAUUGCCGCCGUCGCACUCGGCCUGGUGACUCUGUCGCUCCUGGUGUGCGCCGCCAUCCACGUCCUGCGUCAGCUGCGCCGGGGCAGGAAGCUGGCAGUCAUGUCCAGGUCCGUCAAGAACGACCUGGAGACGGUGAACAACCGCAGCGCUGUGAUCGGCGGAGGCGUCCCCAAUAACGGGAGCCUGGCGGGGGCGCCGGUGUGCAGCCUGAAGGAGAAGGAGGCCUUUCUUCUCCCUGGGGGCUCAUAUAAAGUGUCCAACAAAAACGCAGCGCUGGCAGACAAGAGCAGCGACAACGGGUCCAUGAUCAAAAACAAAAUGGCCGACUGUAACCUGGCCAAAGAGGAGCAGCGCCUGGAGAAGAACAAGUUUGACCCUCAGAAACGUGACUCCUCCAUCGCCGUCCCUCCUCUCAGUUUUGUGAAGGACAGUCUGUAUCAGCCGGUGUUCAUCGUCCCUGAGCCCAUGGAGCAGCGAGUGUUUGCCACAGAGGUGAGGCUCUAACCAGGAGUUUAUCGACCAAUCAGCAGCUGGAAGGACGCAGGUUUGAACCCUGAAGCUCAGAAUCAGUUUUAUUGGCCAAAAUUGUGGCACAAGACAGAAUCUGACUUGAGUUUUCAACAACUCACAGACAUAAUGCAUAGAGAUAAAAAACUCCAGAGGAAAUAAAAUACAAAGUUGAAGGGAAAAUGUGUGCAGGUGUGUGCAUUCACCUUUAAUUAGAAAGAAUAAGAAAAAGGAAAGUUGUUUGAUGUCUGAGUCCUCUGGCUGUUCGGUUUUCACCAGAGAGACGGCCGGGACGUCUGGGUCCCUGGGUGGUCUGGGAAGAGGUCCGGACCCAGUGGGACGAUCUGCUGAUGUCCUUCAGAUGCUUCCUCACCGGCUGCCCAGACUUGUUCUUUAAGGCUGUGGGGUUUUGUUGGAGACGAUGGCGGAUCAGUAGAAGCGGGAGCGACCUGGACACAGACCAGACUGAUGAAGAGCGAUGAAGAACGGGCUGAAGCAGGCCGUGUCGGCUCUCUGGCAGACAGGAGGAAACACUGGAGGUUUCCUGGUCUUCUGACGCUGAAACAGGCUGUUAGUGUGAUCCUGAGAUCUUUAGUGCCAGCAGAGGGUCAAAGGGUCAGAGGGGACAGCGCCGGGGGUUCUGGUGGUCCAUUUGUCUGGGAGUGGGGGAAUGUGUUGGAGGUUUCAAACCAGUAGAACGAAGGUAAAAAGGUCAAGUUUCAGGGUCAUCAGCCAGUCUGGUGUUGGGCUCCUGCAGGCUGCUUCAACCCGACACAGCGCCUCACUCAGUUUGUUCCACAGGGCCCGGCUCUGAGGGGCCCAGUUCUGAGGGGCCCGGUUCUGAGGGGCCUGGUUCUGAGGGGCCCGGCUCUGAGGGGCCCAGUUCUGAGGGGCCCAGUUCUGAGGGGCCCGGUUCUGGGGGGCCUGGUUCUGAGGGGCCCGGUUCUGUCCUACAGGGCCGGUUUCAUCCACUGUUUCUAACACAGCGCCUCAAAAUGUGCACAAGAAUCAUCGACAUAAACACGGCGAAUGAUCAGAGACUCUUAGCUGCAUGAAGGACAGAAUCUAUCCAGACGGUGACUCGGUGGGACUCGGUGGGACUCGGUGGGACUCGGUGGGACUCGGUGAGACUCGGUGACUCGGUGUCUUGGAGGGAUUCUCCCAGUUAAAUUCCCAGGAAUAAUAAUAAUAGUCUAAAAGCUUUUUGUUGGUGUUUGGUCACAUCUGGACUUUGGACCUGUUGGGACGAGACUUUGUUGUUGUCAG
Messenger RNA from Xiphophorus couchianus (Monterrey platyfish), 3550 nucleotides. It is a transcript of the gene dlc, whose product is annotated as deltaC. The record is from RefSeq and is a predicted model, not a curated record. Gene Ontology annotation, cellular component: protein-containing complex; plasma membrane. Bases 230 to 2281 code for a protein of 683 amino acids. Gene Ontology annotation, molecular function: calcium ion binding. NCBI's taxonomy places the organism in Eukaryota, Metazoa, Chordata, Actinopteri, Cyprinodontiformes, Poeciliidae. The transcript is spliced from 9 exons. Gene Ontology annotation, biological process: establishment or maintenance of epithelial cell apical/basal polarity; Notch signaling pathway; multicellular organism development.